Molecule: messenger RNA, 656 nt
Organism: Oryza sativa Japonica Group (Japanese rice)
Lineage: Eukaryota; Viridiplantae; Streptophyta; Magnoliopsida; Poales; Poaceae
Source: RefSeq, a predicted model, not a curated record
GUUCAAAGUGUAAGAGGGAAAUAAGUAGAGUACGAGAGCUCAAACAAUGGCGAAGAUCACGAAGCCGCAACUCAUGAUUCCCUUUACAAUCCUUAUGCUCCUCAUGGCCGUACAAGGGGCCGAGUCCCAGCGGUGCACCCCAUCGAGCAUCGACAUCCAGCAGACUAACACCGGGAAGAAGGUCGGCGCGCUCGACACGAUGUUCCAAGUGUCGGUGACUAACAGGUGCACGUGCACGGUGAGGACCGUCUUCCUCAGGGCCGACGGUUUCACGAGCGCGGUGGCCGUUGACCCCAAGCUGUUCCGACAGGCGGGGUCUGCCGGCUACCUCGUCGGCGAUGGCCGGCGCAUCCCGAGCGCCAAAUCGGUCACGUUUCAAUACGCUUGGGACCACUACUUCAAGAUGACUCCCGCUAGCAUUCAGGCUGAAUGCUAGAUUAGGGCAUACACAUAUUCUUCAUCAUUGGAACAUUGUUGCUUUUAGCUAGUCUCAUAUAUAUAUUUGUCUUUGAGGGUGCUAUUUAUUAUAUAUGGUGGUGCAUGCUCAUUGCUACAUUCGGUUUAGAGGAAUAAUAUAUAGCGUCGUGUCGUAAGGCCACUUAGUAUGUAAUCUUUGCUGUAUGUGUUGCAUUAAAGAAAACAAAAAAAGCUGCGCU